AUGGAAAAGUCCGUUGAGAAUAGCCAUACUGAUUUGACGCGGGAAGAUGUGAAGAGGGGGAUAGACGGAGCUAAUCUCAGUAAAGACAUAUAUGAGAAUCGUACACCUCAACAGACUUCCAAAGCUGUCCCUCACGGUGUCGAAAAGUGGAAACGCGGUGACAGGAAGCUACGUACUGAUGUUAUCUCGCAAAUGCGGAUUAACCUUUGCAGCGGAGAACAUAACCUUGCUUCCCCUUCCGGGAGCACCGCCAAACCUAGUGGUGACCAGAUGCAGAAACGAACGCAAGAGACGAACGUAGAAUCUACAGGGGAGCCAAGUUCGGACAGUGAAGAGGAAGAUCAAGCACAAAAUUUCCUUGUCAAAGAUCCCAAUGCUGAACUACCGCCUGAACACUGGCAAAUCGGAAAGUUGGUUAAGUAUAUAAGAGGUGGUAACCAAACAUCAACGACUAUAUCCUUGUGCGCUCUUUACGAUAUGCCGCUGAAUACUGAGGUUUGUCAACUGGCUGUUCGUGAUACUGGAGGUGUGGAGGUUUUAGUAAAUCUCCUGGAAACCGAUGAAGUUCGCUGUAAACUUGGAGCUCUCAAAAUCUUGAAAGAGAUUUCACAAAAUCCAGAGCUGCGAAGAGCCAUCUCUGACCAGGGUGGCAUCCCUCCGAUGGUCGAGCUGCUGCGUUCACCGAAUCGCGAUCUUAAGUGCCUCAGCGCAGAAGCGAUUUCUAAUGUAGCUAAAUUCGCACGAGCUCGACGUACUGUGGCCUUGUUGGAUGUAACCAACCACUGCGGGGACGUGAGGAGUCCGGAAGUAGAGCGUGACCUUGAGGUGGCUCGAUGCGGCGCCCUCGCCCUCUGGUCCUGCUCCAGGUCUGCGCGGGCCAAGGCGGCCAUGAAGAAGGCGGGUGUGAUCUCACUCCUCGCCCGCCUCCUUAAGUCGCCCUACGAGGCGCUCCUCAUACCCACCGUCGGCAUUCUUGAGGAGUGCGCCUCCGAGCAUGAUUAUCGCGUCGCCAUUCGCACGGAAGGGAUGAUCGAGGACCUUGUAGCCCACUUACGAGCUCAAAACGAGGAACUUCAGAUGCACUGUGCGGCAACGAUUUUUAAAUGUGCUGUCGAACAAGAAACACGCGAUCUAGUUCGUCAAUAUGGCGGCUUGCCACCACUGAUUGAACUGCUUUCGGUCAAUGAAAAUAAGGAACUCCAGGCCGCUGCUACGGGAGCUAUUUGGAAGUGUGCAGUUUCAUUUGAAAACGCAAAGGAGCUUCAAAAGGGUGAUGUUAUUUCCAAGUUGGUUGCAAUUCUGAUGCAGCAACCCGAAGAGGUACUGGUUAAUGUCGUCGGGGCCUUGGGGGAGAUGGCAACAAACAAGAAUAACAUCGCGCUCAUCCGACAAGCAAAUGGUAUACCACCUCUGAUUGCACUGCUUACGGGUACCAACGAGGACCUCUUAAUCAACACAACCCGUGCUCUUGGCCGUAUAGCUGAAGACCAGGAAAGUGUACCGGUAAUUGAAAAGAACGACGGCGUCCGUCUCUUGUGGUCUCUCAUGAAAACUAAUAAUCCAAGUGUUCAAGCCAAUGCAGCCUGGGCUCUGUGCCCCUGCAUUGAAAACGCCAUUGAAGGAGGUGAGAUGGUUCGUUCCUUUGUGGGCGGUCUUGAACUCGUCAUCAGUCUCCUGCGUUCACCUUCAAUGGAGGUGCGAGCGGCGAUCUGUGGCGUUAUCUCGAAAAUUGCUAAAGAUGAGGAGAACCUUGCCGUAAUCACUGACCACGGCGUUGUUUCUCUGCUCUCUGAACUAUCCUAUACGACAGAGGACUCAAUUCGACGACCGCUGGCAGAGGCGGUGGCUCGGUGCUGUUGUUGGGCCACUAAUCGUAGCGACUUCGGUAAGAACGGAGCCGUGGAACCUCUGGUGUGUUACCUCAAGUCCGAGGACCCCGCCGUCCAAUGCGCCACUGCCAAGGCCCUCUACCAACUUAGCAGGCACCCCGAGAAUUGCGUUGUUAUGCAUGCUGCCGGUGCCGUAAAAUACCUCGUCGAUUUGGUCAGCUCUAAUAAUGAGGAGUUACAGGAGGCGGCGUCAUCAUGCAUCGCCAACAUUCGGCGCAUCACCCUGGCUCACGUGAAGGCGCAACAGGAGUGGCAAGCGCGGGAGACGCGGCAACAGUUCGUUCGCCACAUGGAGGCUCAAUUGCCUCGUCUCACUAGUCCCGGCCAGGCUUUCCCCCGGCCCCAGAACUUCUAUGAUCUCUCCCACGACAACAACUCUAAAAACGCCUUGAAGAGUCCUUCAAAGUCGUUGGGGACCUUUGGCGUCGAUGAAGCCUUCCACUCCACCUAA
Molecule: messenger RNA, 2340 nt
Organism: Echinococcus granulosus
Lineage: Eukaryota; Metazoa; Platyhelminthes; Cestoda; Cyclophyllidea; Taeniidae
Product: Armadillo repeat-containing protein 4
Exons: 12
Coding region: 1-2340 (779 amino acids)
Molecular function (GO): protein binding
Source: RefSeq, a predicted model, not a curated record